Jaculus jaculus (lesser Egyptian jerboa) is the source of this 2366-nucleotide messenger RNA. Its product is annotated as cystathionine gamma-lyase. The record is from RefSeq and is a predicted model, not a curated record. Gene Ontology annotation, cellular component: cytoplasm. Gene Ontology annotation, biological process: transsulfuration. Gene Ontology annotation, molecular function: cystathionine gamma-lyase activity; pyridoxal phosphate binding. Bases 99 to 1301 code for a protein of 400 amino acids. NCBI's taxonomy places the organism in Eukaryota, Metazoa, Chordata, Mammalia, Rodentia, Dipodidae. The transcript has 12 exons.
AUGGCGCGCAGGGCGCUGCGCUCCGUGCUCCGGGUCCUGCAGCCCGACUUUGGGGUCCUUGCUGACUCUUCCUCUGGGUCCUUUGUUCGCAGGGCAGCAUGCCGAAACAAAACGCCACCUCCCGACACGGCUUCCUGCCCACAUUCCAGCAUUUCGCCACACAGGCCAUUCACGCGGGGCAGGAGCCCGAGCAGUGGACCUCCCGGGCAGUGGUGCCCCCAAUCUCCUUGUCCACCACGUUCAAGCAGGGGGCGCCGGGCCGGCACGCGGGAUUUGAAUACAGCCGCUCUGGAAAUCCCACUAGGAACUGCUUGGAACAAGCCACGGCAGCACUGGAUGGGGCUAAGUACAGUUUGGCCUUUUCUUCAGGGUUGGCUGCCACCAUGACAAUUACCCAUCUUUUAAAAGCAGGAGACCAUAUUAUCUGCAUGGAUGAUGUGUAUGGAGGUACCAACAGGUACUUCAGAAAAGUGGCCUCUGAAUUUGGAUUGAAGAUUUCUUUUGUGGAUUGCUCCAAAACCAAAUUACUAGAGGCAGCAAUUACACCAGAAACCAAGCUUGUUUGGCUUGAAACUCCAACAAACCCUAGCUUAAAGGUAACCGACAUUGAAGCGUGUGCACAUAUCGUCCAUAAGCACGGAGACAUUAUUUUGGUUGUGGAUAACACUUUUAUGUCAGCAUAUUUCCAGCGACCUCUGGCUCUGGGAGCUGACAUUUGUAUGUAUUCUGCCACAAAAUACAUGAACGGCCACAGUGAUGUUGUCAUGGGCUUAGUAUCUCUCAAUUCUGAACAUCUCCACAAAAGGCUUCGUUUCUUGCAGAACUCCAUUGGAGCAGUUCCGUCCCCUAUGGACUGUUAUCUCUGCAAUCGAGGUCUGAAAACUCUGCAGAUCCGAAUGGAGAAGCACUUCAAGAAUGGAAUGGCAGUUGCCCAGUUCCUGGAGUCUCACCCCCUGGUAGAAAAGGUCAUUUACCCUGGGCUGCCCUCUCACCCGCAGCACGAGCUGGUCAAGCGCCAGUGCACGGGCUGUCCUGGGAUGAUCACCUUCUACAUCAAGGGCGCUCUGCAGCAGGCCAAGGCUUUCCUCCAGAACCUGAAGUUAUUUGCUCUGGCUGAGAGCUUGGGAGGAUAUGAAAGUCUUGCUGAGCUUCCGGCAGUGAUGACCCAUGCGUCAGUGCCUGAGAAUGACAGAGCCUCCCUUGGAAUCAGCGACACACUGAUUCGCCUCUCCGUGGGCUUGGAGGAUGAAAGCGACCUGCUGGAAGACCUAGACCAAGCUUUGAAGGCAGCACACCCCUGAGGUGGAAGCCAUGGCAGCAGCCUGAGUGCCGGUGAAGCUGCUUCCUGAGGAGACCAGGUCUGGAUAGCCGCGGGGCCACUGGCAAGCCUCUGCAGAGUGUGCCAGGGAAGACUGAAGGACAUGAUGACCUUGCACAGCCAUAGCCUUCUGGAGAUCUUUCCUGUUAGAAACUUUUCUGUCUUUCUGUAACUGACAGGUCAGUUCUACGCAUGUCUUUUUGGUGGCUCUGCUGUGUAAGUGCCUCUCUGGAAGAGAGGACUGCUUCCGGGAUCAUGUCCUUUUCUUUUAUAACCAACGAUUGAUAUUGAUCAUGUUUACAAUAGAAUAAUAAUUCACUUUUGAUGUUUUGUGAUUAAAUUAAAAUAUUAAAUGAAUGUUUUUAGUGUUCUUAAAUCAGUGUGAUUUUUUUUCUGUAAUGUUGAAAAAGGUUAUUUAAAGCAGUGGUUUACAUUUUAUGAUGCCAAAAAAUCAAAUACUUGACAAACCUACUGUGAAAUUCUACCGAUUGAAGCUUUACUUGUUAGUCAUUAUUUUUUAAAUAAAUCUCAUUAUCCAAUGCAUCCCACUGUGACCCUCCCAUGUUGUGUGACAUUCAUCUUUAUUCCUGGGUCCUUUUUAGUACUCUGCAGCAGCUCGUACAGGACUCGACCUCUUGUGUGAAUUUUAAAAAUCUUUUAAAUUGAUAAUUUCCAUAAAUAUAAACAAUAUACCAUGAUCAUGAUCUCUCAUAACCUACUUUUUUCCCCUACCAAAUCUCUCCUCCACUGAAUCCCUUUUACCAACUAGUAUGCAAAAUUUUAUAAAGUAGUUGAAUAACAUCUUCAAGUUUUAGUAUUUGCAGAUUAGUUAUGAAUAUGACACUUUUAUACCUCUUUCUUUCCUUCCUUCCUCCCUCCCUACCUCCUUUCUUUCUUUCAAGUCUCACCCUAGCCCAGGUUGACCUGGAAUUCACUCUGUAAUCUCAGGGUGGCCCCGAAUUUAUGGCGAUCCUCCUACAUCUGCUUCCCAAAUGCUGGGAUUAAAGGCAUGUGCCACCGUACCCAGCUAGCAUCAUUCUGAAUGGAA